AGAUUUUUGAUAUUCGGCAUGCCAUGCCAGUACACGCUGUCCUUCAUAGAAAUCGGAUAUUGUAGGGAUUUGGCGGUGUGCAGAUUUUCCCUGCUGAGUACUACUCUUUUUCUUCAUUUUCGAAUAUUGUUCGAACAGAGAAGUACACCAGGAAGGUCUUUGGUAAAAAGUAGACGAAGUGUGCGGAACACCUGACUAUUGAUCAAGAAUACAGUACGACCUGGUACGGAUGACAACAGUUCGACCGAAGACCAGUAAGGAAAGGAUCGAACAAGGUUGGGAAUUAGUGUUCACCAAUGAUUUGAGUGAACGCUAAAUAUGUGAAACCACGUAAUAAAACAAUCAAACUUUGAAUUACGCUCGACUAUUUCUCCUUAAAUAACGAAAUACUAAGAGUGAGAUGUGUACAAGUGUCCACACUCGCAAAAACAAACAACCUGAUAAAUGAUCAGGGAUUCACAACUGCUCCAGAGAAAGCAGAAAAGCUAGCACUACUGACAGUAACGUCAGCGCUAAACUAAUAGUAACGUAAGAGGUAUACAAGUACCUACACCGAAAUAUCACAAACUGAUAUACGAUCAGGGAUUCACAGUAAAUUCGCCUAGGCGAGAUCGCCAAAUGUAAAGGAAACGAUGCCUUUACUGAGUUUAUUAUAAAAUAGACUGACAUGUAAGUGCUGUACAAUGAGUAUAUAUAGUGCAAGUAACAAAGAGAGAGUGAUUAACGUACACACAAAAGGAGAGAGAUGAAAUAUGAAUGGAGGGAGAUAGAAUGAACAAUGAGAGACUGAAUGGAAAGAGUGAACGUAUGUACUGAACAAGGAGAGGAGGAAGAAAGUGACGGACGGAGAAAUGAAUAUUGAUAGAGUGUAUGUGAAUAUGAGAGUCAGUUGAAGGAGAGGUCAUUAUUCUUUACAGUCUCAUCAUUACUUCCGACUCCUCUACAGCCUAUAAAUAGAGCAAUAGAUAUUCUUUAGACGGCACGUUUACAGCCCCAGAUUUUAAUCAAGAACAAACAGGCCAUGUUUGUCCAAGAAGGGUUGUCCAGAGACAAUCGUCCCUUCGUCUUCAAAACUCCGCUGAAGUUGUGGAGCUUCCUUCAGCAGUCACUACAUCAUUUCAGCGAAGUUCUCCCGUGCAACCGGUAAUGAAUCAACAAAGUUCACAACCGAUCAGAUCAUCUGCCGCUCCUCCAACAUUAAUUGCUAACCAACAACAAACUAUUCGAAAUACAGGAAGUCGUAUUCGUGGGCGGAGAGAAGUUCAGAGACAGCAGCAACAAAAUACAAAUGAUGUUAAUCAAGAUUCGGUUAAUAUAAGUACCGAUGAUCCUCAUCCAACUCGUGGUGAUCAUCCGACAAGAACAACAACUACAGGGAUGAUGCGAGAGGCAAUUAAUCGCUAUAAUGAUUUUUUGGAUGAAGAUUUUGCGCUCUAUACUCGAAUUAACGGGAUGCUGGACGAUCUGUAA
Molecule: messenger RNA, 1470 nt
Organism: Didymodactylos carnosus
Lineage: Eukaryota; Metazoa; Rotifera; Eurotatoria; Philodinida; Philodinidae
Source: the annotation of a GenBank genome assembly